CUCAGUCUGAACUCAACAUUUGACCUCAACUGAAUUUCGAAAGAUCAAAAGUUAGCAAAACGUGCUGGAGACUGCGCAGGACGAACUUGUUCAUUACCAAGAUCAUGGUGUCAGUGUCAUGGAACUUAGUCAUCGGUCAACUCAGUUUUCUACCAUCAUGCAAGGGGCCAAGAAGGAUCUAAGAGAUCUACUAAACAUACCUGAAAAUUAUGAUAUUCUGUUCCUUCAAGGUGGAGGUACAGGGCAGUUUAGUGCUGUACCUAUGAAUCUGUGUACAACAACUGGUUCUGUAGCUGAUUAUUUGAUAACAGGUAGUUGGUCAGCAAAAGCCACUAAAGAAGGGGAAAAAUACUGUCGAGUGAACAAAGCAUUGCCAUCUUCAAAUGCUUAUAAUGGUAUUCCUGAUCAGAGUACCUGGAAUCUCAGCCCUGAUGCUAAGUAUGUUUACUUUUGUGCAAAUGAAACUAUUCAUGGUGUUGAAUUUAAUUUUAUCCCUGAAACUGGAGAUGUCCCAAUAGUUACUGAUAUGUCUUCCAACAUACUGACAAAGCCAGUGGAUGUUUCCAAGUAUGGAAUCAUCUUUGCUGGAGCACAAAAGAACAUAGGGAUAGCAGGAGCAACAGUAGUCAUUAUUCGUGAUGAUUUAGUGGGUCAUGCAGUGCCUUUCUGCCCUUCUAUUCUGGACUAUAAACUAAAUCUACAAAACAAUUCUGUUUACAACACACCAUCAACAUUCAGUAUAUACAUAAUGGACUUGGUGUUCAAGUGGAUAAAGAAACAAGGAGGUGCAGAAGCUAUGGGUGAAAAAUCGCAAGUGAAGUCCAAACUUAUUUAUGAUGUUAUUGACAGUUCUUCUGGUUUCUACUACUCCAGUGUUUUCCCAAAGGAUCGCAGCAGAGUCAACAUUCCCUUCAGAAUUGGUGGGUCAGAAGGAAGUGAAUAUCUUGAGAAGAAAUUUCUAGAUGAAGCUCACAAGAGAGGAAUGGUUUCACUGAAAGGACAUAGGAGUGUUGGUGGAAUACGGGCUUCCUUGUUCAAUGCCAUCACUGUGGACGAAGUAGAACAUUUGUCCAACUUCAUGAAAGAGUUCAAAGAUAAGCACAAGCAGUGAUCUUAAUCUGUACUUGCCAACAGGAUCACUUAUAGGGCUUUCGUUUUUGUUACAUUUCGGUGAAUGAUAUAUUUUCUACAAUAUCAAAUUUAACUAUAUAUAUUUUGGCUUAAUUUUAUUUAAAGCAUGGUGUAACUUUGAUAAUUCCUAUGUAACCAAGCUGAAAUAAAAAUAAAGCAAAUUUAAU
Messenger RNA from Limulus polyphemus (Atlantic horseshoe crab), 1298 nucleotides. Its product is annotated as phosphoserine aminotransferase-like. Gene Ontology annotation, cellular component: cytoplasm. The transcript has 10 exons. Gene Ontology annotation, biological process: L-serine biosynthetic process. The coding region runs from base 119 to 1111 and encodes 330 amino acids. Gene Ontology annotation, molecular function: pyridoxal phosphate binding; O-phospho-L-serine:2-oxoglutarate transaminase activity. The record is from RefSeq and is a predicted model, not a curated record. NCBI's taxonomy places the organism in Eukaryota, Metazoa, Arthropoda, Merostomata, Xiphosura, Limulidae.